This is a messenger RNA of Exophiala xenobiotica, 1428 nucleotides long. RefSeq lists its product as uncharacterized. Bases 298 to 1323 code for a protein of 341 amino acids. The transcript has 3 exons. The record is from RefSeq and is a predicted model, not a curated record. Gene Ontology annotation, molecular function: hydrolase activity. NCBI's taxonomy places the organism in Eukaryota, Fungi, Ascomycota, Eurotiomycetes, Chaetothyriales, Herpotrichiellaceae.
GAGACCAGCUCAUUGAGUACAGUACCACCCUGCAGUUACACGCCGUUGAUUUGACAAUUCAGCGGCUCAAGACCCGUCCCCUCUACGUGAUGGAAACGCUACCCGAACGGAAUUCGUAACGGGCAAACAUCGACGGUUGGCUGGGGAUCGAACCGAAAAGACGUUGACUACCGUUGAUUUGUACUUGUACUCAUUCCUUGUCCAAGGCUUGAACGACCAGGCUUCCCCUUCUUUAACGCGAGAGAAUCGAUCUGGUCGAGCUUCAGAGGUGAAGCCAGGAACAACUUGCACGUCACAAUGGCGGUUCAGAUUCAAGCUCAUUCAUUCCCACUUCAUCCCAGUGUCAAGGAUCGACUACAUCCAGAAUAUGUGGCCUUCUACAACAAACACCUUCUGAAUCUGCCCCCUGCUCAUUGCUUACCGCUUUCUGUCUCUAGAGCGGGUGGAAAUGCCAUUGCCUGCCACAGUGAUCCUCUCCCUGUUGGCAGGGUCCAGGACAUCUGCAUACCCCAGCGCGCUCGGCAAGAAACCAACGGGCCUGACAUACCAAUACGAUGCUUCACCCCUCAAGGAACUCCGCCUAGCUCAGGAUGGCCAUUGGUAUUGUAUUAUCAUGGUGGAGGCUGGGUUUUCGGUGACCUUUCCACGGAGAAUAAUGUAUGCACAAACAUCUGUAAUCGAGCAAGGGCUGUAGUGAUCACGACAGACUAUAGACUCGCUCCUGAGGCACCUUGGCCUGCUGCAAUCCACGAUUCAUGGGAAACGUUACUCUGGGCGACAUCAACCGGCAAGGACACACUUAACCUCGAUCUUAUCAAGAUUGCCAUCGGGGGAGCGUCCUCCGGAGGAAACAUUGCGGCAGUCAUCGUCCAAAAUGCCGUGGUGCAGCAAUGUGCUCUCAUUCGAUCCCAGUUUCUGAUCGUGCCGGUCACGGAUAACACAGCUACACCGUGCUCAAAGAACCCAACAUGGAAGAUGUUUGAGCAUACGGCCGCUCUACCGGCGAAGAAAAUGUUGUGGUAUCGUAACCACUAUCUACCGGAUCCAGCUACCUGGUCGCACAGGGAGGCGUCGCCGCUUCUCGCACCGAACGCCAUCUUUAGGCAGCUGCCACGCGCGAACAUCAUCGUCGGAGAGCUCGACGUUCUCAGGCACGAAGGUGAAGAGUAUGCGAGAAAGUUAGAGGCCAACGGAAUAUCGGCGGAUUUGACGGUCAUGAAGGGAAUGCCGCAUCCCUUUCUGGCCAUGGACGCUGUGCUCGAGGCUGGGAAGCGAGCGAUAUCGAUUACUUGUGAUGGGUUGAUUCAGGCGUUCUCCAGUUAAUCAUUAUGAGGCAAUUGGGGGCUCAAGGGCGUUUGGGUGCGGGACCACAGACAAGACCCAAGUGGUGGCUGUCUCAAUAUACGCAUUAGAUGUUUUUGAAAGUAU